This is a messenger RNA of Miscanthus lutarioriparius, 357 nucleotides long. Lineage: Eukaryota; Viridiplantae; Streptophyta; Magnoliopsida; Poales; Poaceae. The record is from the annotation of a GenBank genome assembly.
AUGAUCUCGCGGGAUAACUCCGGCAUGGACUCAGACAAGGGCGCCUCCGUGCAGUUCCAGGACUUCCUGCCAUUGAUGGCGAGGAAGCUCGGCGUGGAGGGCCUGAUCCAGGAGCUCUGCAAGGGGUUCCAGCUGCUCAUGGAGCCCAGGGCAGGAAAGAUCACCUUCCGGAGCCUGAAGCAGAACGUGACCAGGCUCGGGCUUGGCCAGCUCCGGGACGAUGAGCUCCUGGAGAUGAUGAAGGAAGGCGACCUGGACGGGGACGGGGCGCUGGAUCAGAUGGAGUUCUGCAUCCUCAUGGUCAGACUGAGCCCUGAGCUGAUGGAAGAAGAGGCACACAGGAUGUUUCAGCAUUGA